AUGGCAAUGGAUAACACUACUAUACAAAAUAUUGAUUUGAACUCAAUAAUGAAACCACUCACUAAGAAAAGGGAAAGCUCCGUGGAUUUGACAUCUUUGGAUAGUAACAAAGUUAGCAAGACAUCAACGGGGAAAAGAAAGUUCCAUAACAAGUCAAAAACUGGCUGUGAUAACUGUAAGAGAAGAAGAGUGAAAUGUGAUGAAACAAAACCUAUGUGCGCUAAAUGUUGUAACAUGAAAUUGACAUGUGUUUACUCACCUCCUCAACCAAGGAAAAGGAAGAGUAAAGCUGCAAAAGCAGCUGAGGCAGCAGAAGCCGCGGCAAACAACACUAAUCUCAGUGACAUCGGUAAAACUGCUAAUAUCAAGCUUCCUCAAGGUCUCGGUGCAUCAUUGGCUGAUGUAUACACAAAAUUAUUAGCAUCUAAAACAGGCAGUCUGGAAAAUAUAAACGAUACUGGUAAGUUGGACCAGGUUAAUAAUGACAGCUUGAAAAAGUUACUCCUUCAGCAACAGCAACAACUACAGUUACAAGCGCAAUUGUUAGCACAAGCAGCAAAUGGGAGCAACAAUCCUAAUUCAAGUGCUUUCUCUCCAUUAAAUAUAAACACACCAGGUACAAGUAGUAUGGAAUCGCUCCUUUUGCCACCUUUAGUCGCAUCCAAUAACAAACAAUCACAACCAAAUGGAACUGCCUCAACUUUUGAUAAAUUCCCCAAUUUUGAAUUGAGUAACAGUCCGGGACCUCAGACAAAUGGAAUGUCUUUUGUAAAUAACUUGAAUGGCUUGCUUUCACCAAAUAAACCAGGUAACAAGUCUCAAACUAACUUACAGCAAUUACUACAAUCUCAACAACUGUGGCAAGAACCCCAAAGCCAAGCACAAAAUCAGACGCAAAAUCAACUCCCAUUUCAAUUUAAUGUGGGAACUUUGUCUCAAUUAAGUAAGUUGGGUCAAUUAGGACAAAAUUUAAAAGCUUACCUACCUCUUAUGAACUCGGCUCAAUCAAGUGGUUUCGAUUUAAACUUGGGCAAUAUUCCAAUUGAUUUUCAAGAAUUACUAGGUAUAAAAUAUAAUGGUGCAACAGCAGCAGGCAAUAAUUCCAACAUAAAUAGAAACGGUAGAAUAGCAAAGGCCAAUGAUGCGGAGGAGGUUUUGGCUAAUAUGCAACACCAACAGGAACAACAUCAACGAGAAAUCGUAAGAAAAAUGAAUAAUAAUACCAUAAGGCCUGACAAAAUAGCAAAAACUUCUGCAGCGGAAAGUAACCCAACAAUGUCCUCAUUAGCAUCAAUGACUCCAUUGAUGAAGUCGUCUUUGGAUACUACUUUAACGGAUAAAAACUCCUCAGAAGACUCUAUUAGAUCAAGCUCAAAGGGCAUCGAGAAGCCAGUCAGUCCUUCAACGAGUGCUUCCCAUACCUCUGCACAUAUACAAGAAAACAAUAUCGCUAGAUUGGAAACAUUAUCUAGUGAAAGUAAUCUAGAUUUAGUCGAUCUAAGAUUAUUACAUCAUUACUGCUCAGUAGUAUGGAAGACUAUCAUUAGUGCAGGAAUCUCAGGACCUGAUGUCUGGAAAACAUAUAUUCCGGAAUUAGCGUUCGAAUAUCCGUUUUUGAUGCAUACUAUCCUUGGUUUUAGCGCUUCUCACCUAUCGAGGACAGAAUCUAGCUUAGAAAAAUACGUUUCAGACCAUCGGCUCGAGGCCCUCAAAUUGCUACGUGAUGCUGUUCUUGAAAUAUCGGAUGAAAAUACUGAUGCUUUAGUUGCUUCUGCCCUAAUUUUAAUAAUGGACUCUUUAGCAAAUGCUUCAUCCUCAAGUGACUCAAAUGCUUCUGCAUGGAUUUUCCAUGUAAAAGGUGCAGUUACAAUACUUACCGCUUGUUGGCCACUACCAGAAACAUCAAGAUUUUCAAAUCUCAUUUCUGUCGAUCUAAGCCACUUUAGUGAAACUCUAACGCAAGACAGCCACAAAUACACUGAACUUGCAUGUUUUGAUGAAAGUAUAUCCGAUUUGUAUCCAGUAGAAAUAGAUUCACCCUAUUUGGUUACAUUGGCCUACUUAGACCAAUUACAUAGGGAGAAAAAUCAAUUAGAUUUCUUACUAAGGGUAUUUGCCUUCCCUGCACUAUUAGAUAGAACAUUUUUGGCAUUGUUGAUGACUGGCGAUUUAGGCGCAAUGAGAGUUAUGAGAAGUUACUAUAAAAUGCUAAGAGGAUUUACCACAGAAGUUAAAGACAAAGUAUGGUUCUUAGAAGGUGUCUCACAAGUACUACCUCAAGACGUUGAUGAAUACAGCGGCGGUGGAGGUAUGCAUAUGAUGUUAGAUUUCUUAGGUGGUGGUUUACCAUCUAUGACCACGACCAACCUUUCAGAAUUUAUGUAA
Messenger RNA from Kazachstania africana CBS 2517, 2385 nucleotides. It is a transcript of the gene ECM22, whose product is annotated as Ecm22p. Lineage: Eukaryota; Fungi; Ascomycota; Saccharomycetes; Saccharomycetales; Saccharomycetaceae. Gene Ontology annotation, molecular function: DNA-binding transcription activator activity, RNA polymerase II-specific; zinc ion binding. The transcript has a single exon. Gene Ontology annotation, biological process: regulation of transcription by RNA polymerase II. Bases 1 to 2385 code for a protein of 794 amino acids. The record is from RefSeq and is a predicted model, not a curated record.